This is a messenger RNA of Calidris pugnax (ruff), 2066 nucleotides long. RefSeq names its product nuclear receptor binding protein 1 (gene NRBP1). The transcript is spliced from 19 exons. The coding region runs from base 123 to 1742 and encodes 539 amino acids. Gene Ontology annotation, cellular component: endomembrane system; cytoplasm. Gene Ontology annotation, molecular function: protein kinase activity; ATP binding. NCBI's taxonomy places the organism in Eukaryota, Metazoa, Chordata, Aves, Charadriiformes, Scolopacidae. The record is from RefSeq and is a predicted model, not a curated record. Gene Ontology annotation, biological process: endoplasmic reticulum to Golgi vesicle-mediated transport; intracellular signal transduction; protein phosphorylation.
CAGGCCCCGCCCCGGACGGCACGUUACGCAGCGCGGCGGUUGGCGGCGGCGGCCUCUCAGCAGAGCAGCGACGCGCUCGGGGACCGGGAGGCGCCGGGCGAGCCCGGUUGUGAGACCGCAACAUGUCGGAGGGCGAGUCCAAGCAGGUGCCGAGCAGCGGCUCCGACUCGAAGCCGGAGUCGACGUCGUCCGGGCCGGGGAUGACCUCAGUGUCUGCGCCUGUGACUUCCGCGGCGCCCCCAGAGGAGGAGGAGGAGGAGGAGAGCGAGGACGAGUCCGAGAUCCUGGAGGAGUCGCCGUGCGGCCGCUGGCAGAAGCGGCGGGAGGAGGUGAACCAGCGCAAUGUCCCCGGCAUCGAUAGUGCCUACCUGGCCAUGGAUACCGAGGAGGGGGUGGAAGUUGUGUGGAACGAGGUUCAGUUCUCCGAGCGGAAGAACUUCAAGCUUCAAGAAGAAAAAGUUAAAGCGGUGUUUGACAACUUGAUUCAGCUGGAACAUCUGAACAUUGUGAAGUUUCACAAGUACUGGGCUGAUGUGAAGGAGAACAAGGCCAGGGUGAUCUUCAUCACGGAAUAUAUGUCUUCAGGGAGCUUGAAACAGUUCCUGAAGAAGACAAAGAAAAACCACAAAACGAUGAACGAAAAGGCCUGGAAGCGAUGGUGUACCCAGAUCCUCUCUGCUCUCAGCUACCUCCACUCCUGUGAUCCCCCCAUCAUCCAUGGAAACCUGACUUGUGACACCAUCUUCAUUCAGCACAACGGACUGAUCAAAAUCGGGUCAGUCUUUCAUAGGAUUUUUGCUAAUGUGGCACCGGACACAAUUAACAACCACGUGAAGACCUGUCGUGAGGAGCAGAAGAACCUGCACUUCUUUGCCCCAGAAUAUGGAGAAGUUGCCAAUGUCACCACUGCUGUGGACAUCUACUCCUUUGGGAUGUGUGCACUGGAGAUGGCGGUGCUGGAAAUACAGGGUAACGGCGAGUCCUCUUACGUGCCCCAGGAGGCCAUCAACAGUGCCAUCCAGCUGCUGGAGGACCCCCUGCAGAGGGAGUUCAUUCAGAAGUGUCUAGAACAGGACCCUGGCAAGCGUCCUACUGCCCGGGAGCUCCUCUUCCACCAGGCGUUGUUUGAGGUGCCAUCACUCAAGCUGCUCGCUGCACACUGUAUCGUUGGGCACCAGCAUAUGAUUCCUGAAAAUGCUUUAGAAGAGAUGACCAAGAACCUUGACAUGAGUGCAGUGUUGGCAGAGAUUAACCAUGCGGACAGGGAAGGAGUGAAGAUGAUCUUCUCACAAUCUCCAGCGUUGGAGCUGGACAAGUUCCUGGAGGAUGUAUGGAACGGUAUCUACCCACUGACAGCCUUCGGGAUGCCACGGCCCCAGCAGCCCCAGCAGGUGGUGGUGAAAUCCCCCAUUGCUCCUCCGUCAGUGAAGACCCCGACUCCGGAGCCUGCUGAGGUGGAGACCCGCAAGGUGGUGCUGAUGCAGUGCAACAUCGAGUCCGUGGAGGAGGGGGUGAAACACCAUUUAACGCUGCUGCUGAAACUGGAAGACAAGUUGAAUCGACACUUGAGCUGUGACCUGCAGCCCAAUGACAACAUCCAGGAGCUGGCAGCUGAACUGGUCCAGCUUGGCUUCAUCAGCGAGGCUGACCAGAGCAGACUUACCUGUUUACUUGAAGAGGCGUUCAGCAAGUUCUAUUACACCCGGAACGGAGCCCUGACAGCAGUGACUGUGUCAUCUUAGCCCCCCCCGGCUCCCGGGCGGCCAGCGCAGCUUCGUGGCCUGUGACCCCUUGUGUGUCUGUCCAUCGCUGUAGGGCAUCAGCGAGACCCCGGCUGCAGCGCUUGGAAGCUCGUCCCGCAUGUGCCGUGGCUGGGCUGCGACAAUCCUCCCUGCCCGCCUAUUAAAGGGGACUUUGCGCAUCAGUAUUAUUUCCAGCCCUGUUUCUGUUGGGAUUUUGCCAGGCGGUGCCGGGGAGCCGGGUCCUGGCUGGGGGUGUUCUUCAGCCCCGUUCAUGUGCAUGGAGUUUGUUCUGUUUGAAUUGUACAAAGUGUCUUUUGCACAGCA